Aspergillus brunneoviolaceus CBS 621.78 is the source of this 1556-nucleotide messenger RNA. RefSeq names its product DHHC family palmitoyltransferase. The transcript is spliced from 6 exons. Lineage: Eukaryota; Fungi; Ascomycota; Eurotiomycetes; Eurotiales; Aspergillaceae. Gene Ontology annotation, biological process: peptidyl-L-cysteine S-palmitoylation; protein targeting to membrane. Gene Ontology annotation, molecular function: protein-cysteine S-palmitoyltransferase activity. The record is from RefSeq and is a predicted model, not a curated record. Gene Ontology annotation, cellular component: Golgi apparatus; endoplasmic reticulum. The coding region runs from base 179 to 1132 and encodes 317 amino acids.
AGAGUAUCGAAUCCUCCAAAAGACGCCUUACCUGUCUGGGGUCUUUGCAGGCUCUCUUUUCUGGGUUGGUUUCAGAUAUGCCUUCUACUUGCUACCUGCGACGUUUUCCUCAUCACCGAUUUCCAACAUCUCCUUCACCGUAUUCUUUUCUCUGACGGCAUACUUCUAUUUCUGUGCGAUGACCGAAGAUCCAGGUUUUGUUCCGAAGAUGAGCAGCAGGAAUCAGCAACGAGCCGUAGUCACCGAAUUAUUCGAGCAGUGGAAAUUUGACGAGGAAAAUUUCUGCGUCUUGUGUAUGAUUCGAAAGCCUUUGCGAAGCAAGCAUUGUAAGCGUUGUGGGCGUUGCGUCGCAAAGCAUGAUCAUCAUUGCCCAUGGAUCGACAACUGUGUUGGCGCGAACAAUCUGCGGCACUUCGUCUCGUAUAUCAUCUGCUUAGAAAUCGGCAUCAUCUUGUUCUUGCGCCUGACAUUCAAUUAUAUCAACGUUCUUCCAGCUCCAGCGAAUCCACAGUGCAAUGUCAUAAAUGAUGCAUUGUGUGAUCUUGUACUCCGUGACACAUUUACUCUAGUUCUCGAUAUCUGGGUGGUCAUUCAGCUGGUCUGGAUAACUAUGCUCUGUGCCGUUCAGCUUGUCCAAAUCUCCCGAAACCAGACGACUUACGAAAACAUGAGGGGCCAUUCGAUUGACCGGAGUUAUCCAAGCUCACGAGCAUUUGCCUCGGCUGUGACGGCAGGUACGACAUCGUUAGAUGCAGCUGGCCUCUCUUCGGCCGGUCAAGGUCCCAAUCCGGCUCUGGCGCAAAAUGUUUCACAUAGGCACCAACGGAAUGGCUGCCUGCAACAAUGGUCCUCUCUUUUGGGAGUUGAUACAUUCUUUGCAACAGCGCGGGACGGAUUACGGGACGGCCCACGUACCGCCCGGCCAAAGAAUCCCUUUUCCCGUGGCAUUGUCACUAACUGUCAGGAUUUCUGGUGCGACCCUGCUCCCUACUUCGGACGACGAGAGCCAGGUUCUGCCAUGCUCGGCGGUGAAGUUGUCAAUUACAACCGAAUGUAUGAGAUUCCAUUGCGAAUGCACAGCGGCGGGGGCUACCGUAGCCUGGCCGACAAUGACCUAGAGCAAAAUGCUUAAAUCAUCUCUCUUCCUUCACGACUUCAGAGUCGUUGAAUCAAGAACCUGAAACUAUGACGGUCUCAUGCUUGGGAGAUGGCAAUCGUUACCUGUUCUUGGCUCAUCACUGUCUCAGUAUAUUAUGCUUUGCAUACUCGAAUUAUAUUCUAGAUGAUAGCCACCGAUGGCCUCGGCACAUGAGGAUUGUAUGGAUAUUUGAAGUUGACACCUGCGCUUGAAUCUGGUGAAACUGCGAUUGAUGGAUCUCUCAUAAUCAUACCUAGAACAGUGCCAUGACGAAGGGUCAGAGCCACAAAAGGGGGGUUCAAUUCCAGCGCAGAGACUGUAAAGAAAGCUGCAGAGAGCUCUCGGAGCCGAAUAGGGACUGGGCGUAUGUAUGCCCAGUGUAUAAGCACAAGUGGAAAAUCGCAAACAUUCGUUCAUG